UGCCCCGCCCCUCCCCUUCUCGGUAGAUGGGGGUGAUAUUGUGGAAUGGCUUCCCCUAGAUUCCAGUCGUUUUGCUGUGUCCACCAAGACACCGCCUCCGCUGGAAUCGCGAGUUUGAACACGGCUGCCUAUCAUCGGCUCAGCGUGGCCUGCGCGUCGCUGUCGCUGAUCGGGGUGGGGGUCCACAACCUGCCCAGACUGUGGAGCGAGUACCGGCGGCGGCGGCGGCUGAAGCGAGCCGCCCCCCCGCGCCCUGGGAGUCAGGACCGGGUAGCCUUCAUCAUCACAGCCUGUAACUUUGUCGGCUGCGCCGGAAUCCUGGUGCGGUCCGCCGUGUGGCUGGCUGGCCCCAUCUCCUUUACCCAGCAGGCACUGCCCAGUGAGCAGACCGCAUGGCUCGGGAGUUUCUGCGUCCUCAGCUCGCUGUGGAUCCAGUUCUUCCUGCAGGGCGCUCAGGUCUGGUGGACGCUGUUUUAUGCCAUCGAGGUGUAUCAGCAGGUACAGGAAUCCACCACACUGCGUUUGAUGAUUCUUUAUCACAUGCUGUCCUGGGGACUGUCUGCCAUCAUCUGUGUUCCUGGAUUGUCUCUCCUGCUCCAGACUCCAGUCUCCAGCUGUGAGAGGAAUCUGAAGUAUGCAAUCCCUCACUAUCUCGCCACGUACCUGCCUCUCCUCCUCGUGCUACUGGCCAACCCACCCCUUCUGUCGAGGGCCCUGGCUUCAGUGUCGACGCUCCUGAAGCAGCAGAGCGGCUCCUACACUGCCAGUGAGAGGCUCCAGAUGAAAAACAUCAGGCAACGCUUCGUGAAGAUCAUGGCCACCUUUACCGUGUGCUGGCUGCCCAACCUCCUCAGCGAGGCACUGCUGCUCCUAAUAGACAUGGACCGUGCCUGGAGCUCCCCCCCCUCACAGGCCCUGCGAUCAGCAGCCCUCACCACUUGGGCGCUCACGGCUGUUCUGAACCCCAUGUACGCCUUCCUCCAGUCCCUUGCUUUCCACGAGUGGAUGGGCUGCGAUCUCAAUGUUUGCACAUGGGGGCGCUAUUGCAAGGUGGAGCAGUGCUGCUGCAGGGGAAAGAGAGAGAAGGAAGAGGAAGAGACAGAGACAGAGAGCGAGUCGGAGGUUACUAUGGAAAACAUCCUCAAACCCCAGAGCACGGUCAGACCGUGGGAGUCUCUUAAUAGACAGGUCCAGCAGCCUGCCUCUCAGUCAGGUUGCAGCAGCUCAGACGUGGAGGGCAAGGCGCUCUGGCUGGUCUCGGCUUGCUGCUCCAAGAGCUCCCUGCUGGCAGCAGAACAGCAGCUGAGGGCAAAGAGGACCCAAGCCUUGACUGGACUAAGGGCUUAAACAUGCUGGGCUCUGAGGCUGGACAGCACUCGACCACGGACCGGACAGGAAUGUAUAUCAUAAGAAAACUGAAUUUAUUAUAUAAUGUAAUCCCUUACUGUUUCUCCUACUUGAAGGGUGGUGUGAAAUCUGUACUACUUUUGUCCUAGCAAGGAGCUUCUUAUUUGUAGUGCGGGAUCACUGACAACACAAAUUCUUGAGGUAAUGCUUAGGAAACCUUAAAAACUGAACCUUUAUCUUGUAAAUGUUUUCUGUAUUCUAAUGAAUUAUUGUCCUAACAGAAUGCAGAAUAAAUACAAAAGCGUUCUUCACUGCCCUCUACUGGAG
This is a messenger RNA of Polyodon spathula (Mississippi paddlefish), 1674 nucleotides long. RefSeq names its product G-protein coupled receptor 143-like. The transcript has 9 exons. Bases 46 to 1347 code for a protein of 433 amino acids. Lineage: Eukaryota; Metazoa; Chordata; Actinopteri; Acipenseriformes; Polyodontidae. The record is from RefSeq and is a predicted model, not a curated record. Gene Ontology annotation, molecular function: L-DOPA binding; dopamine binding; L-DOPA receptor activity. Gene Ontology annotation, cellular component: plasma membrane; melanosome membrane. Gene Ontology annotation, biological process: regulation of calcium-mediated signaling; G protein-coupled receptor signaling pathway; melanosome organization.